GGUCCCCAGAGAGACACACACACACACACUAACACUCCAAAACACACGCUUAAACACAGUCAGACCAAGAGUCCCAGUGGUCAGGCAUGGAGGUACUGGAGCUCACUCUCAGCAGCUAACUUGGGGCAGCCUGGAUGGAGCGCUGCACUGUGCUGGAUGGUGAACCUGUGGACUGACAGCACUGUUCUACACUGACUGGAAAGCUCAGCACUCUGUUUCACCAUGGAGUUUGGAAGAGUUUGGUCCAGAUAUCACAGAACGCUGCUCAUCACCAUGAUGAUGUUCAAACUGGGCCUCCUGUGCACAGCAGCAGCAGACAAGUGUUUAUCAUCUCCCUGCAACAAUGGCGCCACCUGUCUUGACCAUCUGGGUGACUACGUGUGCCUGUGCCCCAAAGGACCAGUGUGGUACAUGGGCAAAAACUGCGAUGAGCUGUAUGAUGCCUGUAUCAUGGCACCGUGCACCAAUUGUACCAGCACACCAGGGACUGAUGAGUUCACCUGCCACUGCCCUGAUGGCUUCACAGGGCUCAACUGCACCCAGGAUGUGGAUGAAUGCCAGAGCAACCCCUGCAAAGGCAUCCGGUCUCAUUGUGUCAAUGGAGUCAAUGGGUUUUCAUGCCAUUGCCCCAUUGGAUUGGGAGGAGAGGACUGUCAGGAUAAUGUGACUACGUGUUUGAAUGAAACAUGCCGGAAUGGGGGCACUUGUAUGGAUAUACUUGACACAGGGUACCGAUGCCAGUGUGCUGCUGGGUACCAAGGGAGGAACUGUGAGGUUAACAUUGAUGAAUGCCAGUCUGAGCCUUGUCAGAAUGGAGCCAUCUGCAAAGACGGGGUCAACACCUACCAGUGUUUCUGUGUACCCGGAUUUCAAGGCUACCACUGCGACUUGGACAUCAAUGAGUGUGCCUCCCGACCAUGCCAAAACAAUGGCACGUGUAUGGAUGAGGUGGACCACUACAAGUGUGACUGCUCUACAGGCUUCAAAGGGAUUAACUGUGAGGUGGAGAUCGAUGAGUGUGAGGUGCAUCCCUGCCAGAAUGGCGCCACCUGCCGAGACCAUGUAGCCUCAUACACAUGUGAGUGCAUGGCUGGCUUCCAGGGGCAAGACUGCGAAGUCAACAUUGAUGAAUGUGCUAGCAUGCCUUGUCUGAAUGAGGGCAAGUGCAUAGAUGGGGUCAACAGCUAUGAAUGUGACUGUGAGGGGACCGGCUUUGUAGGCGACCACUGCGAAGAGGAUAUUCUUGAAUGUGCCUCUGACCCCUGCCAGAAUGGAGCCUCUUGUUUGGAGGGGAUAAACCAGUACAAGUGCCACUGCUGGCCAGGUUAUGAUGGAGAACACUGCCAGGUUGACAUAGAUGAGUGUGAGCAGCAUCCCUGUGAGAAUGGUGGCGAGUGUUUCCAGCGCUCAGAUAUUCUAAACUAUGGGACUCUCCCUGAACUCAGCAAAGCCAAUUUCAGCUAUGAAGAGGCAGCUGGCUUCAUCUGCCACUGUCUGCCAGGAUUCAGUGGAGACAACUGCUCAGUCAAUGUGAACGAGUGUGAGUCUACUCCAUGUCAGCAUGGAGGAAGCUGUCGGGAUCUGGUCAACUCUUAUCAGUGUGUGUGUCCAGACGGAUUCACAGGCAUACACUGUGAGGUGGACAUUAAUGAAUGUGACAGCAAUCCCUGCCAGAAUGGUGCCACGUGCGAAGACGCUGCCAACUCCUAUAUGUGUCACUGCCCCAUGCCAGAGCCCGGCCAAGAGCCCUGGGGUGGGCACGACUGUGACGUCCAUCUGGUUGGCUGCCAACAGCACCAGUGUCAACACGAAGCAGGUUGCGUCCCCGUGCUGACCGAUGAUGGCGAGCACAGCUACACCUGCCAGUGUCCGCCUGGCUGGACCGGAGAUCGCUGUAACACCUCCACCACCUUCUCUUUCAACUCUGAGGGCUUUGUCCACAUGCAGCUGCCUAUUCCCAAAAACAGGACAAAACGAGAGACUAAAGACCAUAAUCAUGGGCUCCACAUGGAGCUUCGAUUCAAGACCACUUUGCCUGACAUGGUGCUGUACUACCGGGGCACUACUGAGCACUUCAUCUCCCUGGAGCUUGUUGGAGGCUCUCUUCAGGCCAGGGUGAAGUCAGGGAAGAUGCUGCAGGUCAUUUAUACCGGUCCAGUCAAUGACGGAGAAUGGCAGCAGGUCACUGUGACCAUGGAUGAGAGGCUGGUUCUGGUCGUAAAAGGACCUGGCUGUGAGGAAGAGUGCCAAGUGAAGAAUGAAGGAUACAACCAUCUGAUCUUCCUCCAGCCCAGCUCUUUUCAUCAGCUUUAUAUUGGAGGGGCACCACAAGAACAUUUAGCACAUACAUCCAGCAGAAGGGGGUUCAUUGGCUGCAUGGAAGACCUUCGAGUUGACCAUAAGCUGCUUCUGCCUCAGGACCUUAUCAGAGAGGAAAACCACGGCUUAGAAAUGGGAUGCAUUAAAAAAAACUGGUGUCAGGAUGACCCAUGCAGGCAACGUGGGCAGUGUGUUGACAUGUGGGUUCGUGCCAGCUGUUUGUGUCAUCGGCCCUUCUCUGGAGAAAGUUGUGAGAAAGAGUAUCUACCCUCCACCUAUGGUCAUGAGACCACCAUCAGCUAUGCCGCCUUCAACAUCUCAGAAACCCAUGGAGACAACUUCACCAUCUCCUUUUUCAUGCGUUCCCUCAAAAACAACGGCCUGAUCCUGCAGCUUCAUCGUGAAGGAAUGCCUUACCUGACAAUCUACUUGAAGGAGGGUACUGUUGCCAUUUACAGUCCCCACACAACGUUGCUCUCCGAAGCCCAGUUUGUCACCGAUGGCAACAAUAAUUUGGUGACCAUAAAGGUCCACUACGGUCAUGUGGUCUUUCCCAAAGCGGGGAAUCACCGUGCCUUAGGGAAUGUGAGUGUAGAGGCAGGGGAUGUGGCAUAUGUUGGAGGGCUCCCUGCAGGCAAGAGCAUGAGUGCCUGGGGUGGAAACUUCAAGGGCUGCCUGCAGGACAUGCGGCUGGACCAUAAGCAUCUGACAACUGGGGGUCAUCUAGAGGGGGUGGAAGUUUACCAGGCAAGCAAAGAGGAGAACGUGCUGCUAGGAUGCCAAAGUGAUGACACAUGCAAGGAUGAGCCAUGUUUCAAUGGUGGACAGUGCCAGGUUACCUGGAAUGACUUCAACUGCAACUGUUCCAUAAAUUACACAGGGCGGCUGUGCGAAACACGUUUGUGGUGUGUUGACAACCCGUGUUUUAACGGAGUGCGCUGUGUGGACCUACAGGAUGGUUAUGAGUGUUUAACUGAAGCCAUUUUUCAGGACAAUGCUCUCCAGUAUUUUGCCAACAAUUCUUUGCUGAACAGUGUGACCAACAUCACCAUGGAUAUACGAACACGGGACACCGACGGAAUCUUGUUGCGGGCAGCAAGCAGAGCUGAGGUUUUUUGUGUGGGUCUGCUCAACUCCUCCCUGCUGGUCAAACUGGACAGCGGGAUGAACGCAGAGCUGCUGGCCUUCACAAGUGACAGGACCAUUGCAGAUGGAGCAUGGCAUCAAAUCCAGCUGUUCAUGGUUGAUCCCUCACAAUUAAUGUCCCGCUGGAGCCUCAUUGUGGAUGGGAAGAGAGUUGGCGGCAGCUUUGGCAAUGGAGGCAACCUCAACUUCCUCAAUGACACCAAAAUCUGGCUGGCUGAGAAAUACACUGGAUGUAUAGGAGAGGUGAGGCUUGGUGGAGUCUACCUGCCACUUAUUAAUGUACCAGACGCCCCUCAGAUGAGCCAGUUCUCCAGACUGAGUGGGUACGAACCGAUCAUAGGAUGCCAAGGUACUCCGAUUUGCGAUUCCCAGCCCUGUCUCAACCUGGGCGUUUGUCAGGACCAGUUUAAUGAGUUUAACUGCAGCUGCAGUGAAGGAUGGGAGGGCAAACUGUGUGAAACAGAGAUAAAUGAGUGUUCUUCAGGUCCCUGUGUCUAUGGUACCUGUAAAGACCUGCUGGCAGACUACCAAUGUGACUGCGAGCCUGGAUACACAGGGAAAGACUGUCAGGACGAGGUGGACAACUGUCUGGAGUUCAGCUGUGUGAAUGAAGGAACCUGCGUGGAAACAGAGGGAACACACACAUGUUCAUGUCCCCCUGGCUACGUUGGCAAGCGCUGCCAGUGGCGUUACCCUCCAGUGGCGUGUGAUGCAAACACAGAGUGUCUUAAUGGAGGGGUUUGUAUAGGAGGAGACUCUGGAGGCAACUGCACAUGCAAGCCAGGAUACACAGGUGCCAGGUGUGAGACAGAGAUAGACGAGUGCGAGUCGAGCCCUUGUCUCAACGGUGCCACCUGUCUGGACAGACUCAACCACUUCCAGUGUGAGUGUGUGCCAGGCUUCAGCGGCAUGCUGUGCGAAAGCAAUAAAGGGGAACAGAAGGAGCGAAUCCCCUGGCUGGCAGUGACCAUUCCCCUGACCACCCUGUGUGUGUUACUGGCCAUCCUGGUGGUGUUUUUCCUUAUCAUGACAGCACGGAAGAAGCGACAGUCAGAAGGCACAUACAGCCCCAGCUCACAGGAGGUGGCUGGUGCCAGGCUGGAGAUGGGCAGUGUCCUCAAAGUGCCCCCAGAAGAGAGGCUGAUCUGAGGCCUGGAGCCCUGCCUCAUAGCCUCACAUCCAGUGGAAGUAUCAAUGUGAAGGGUGGAGAGAACACAUGCUCUGUAGGGUGGCUGAUAAAUCAAUGACUGAUCCUCCACCUAGAAAAUCUACUGAUGUUGAGUCGUCAGGGAUGGACAGGUAAAGACCAUAGGCUCAAAGGCAGUCUAAUGGUUACUCAAACUGUCCUGCUUGGGAGUGUGUGGUUGGAUGUUCUCACCCUGGAUGUUUCCUUGAAAAGUCGAGUCUUGAGGACUCUCUCAAGCUUAAAUCUCAUGGAACCAAAAACAUACGAGGACCACAUGUAUUGAAGAAAAGCCCAAAAGUCUGGGGAUACUAAGAAGUAUAUGAACACGGGCUGAAAUUCACUGAAACUGAAAAUUCUGGGACACCCAUACAACCAUGUCAUUGUCAUUAAUUCAUUUCAUAUCAGCGAUUUAUAUUCAUUAUUUAUGGUUUAGCAAAGCAAAACAUUAAAAUCCCUCUUGUGUAGACUGCACUGCUGAUUCUGGUUUGCAUGAAAGGGAAAGAUGAAUGUGUGGAGUUUAAUUUGUAUAGGAAGCACAGACUGCAUAUUAUGAAGGGAGCCAUUUCUUCACCAACUGCUUGUAGUGGUAUUACAUUACAUGUACAAGGGGGUUUCUAGUGGUAAGAUUCAAUGGAGACAAACACUAGCUUUAUUUUGGUGCUGAUGACUUCACCUCUUAUGCUGUGUAUGGAUUUUGUUACCUGUUUUCCUCUUUUUUUCCCCCCUCCUUUCACAGUUUUAACACUUUUGUUAUCAUAAAUGGAAGCAGUAGCAAAAUCAGCUGAAGCAGCAAUGUAUUUUUGAUUCAAGCUUUAUAUUCUACUUUGCUGAAUGAGACAUUUUCUAUUACUGGUGAUUUUGGA
Molecule: messenger RNA, 5514 nt
Organism: Scatophagus argus
Lineage: Eukaryota; Metazoa; Chordata; Actinopteri; Scatophagidae
Product: protein crumbs homolog 1-like
Exons: 13
Coding region: 223-4614 (1463 amino acids)
Biological process (GO): establishment or maintenance of epithelial cell apical/basal polarity; heterophilic cell-cell adhesion
Cellular component (GO): plasma membrane; protein-containing complex
Molecular function (GO): calcium ion binding
Source: RefSeq, a predicted model, not a curated record